Molecule: messenger RNA, 861 nt
Organism: Lodderomyces beijingensis
Lineage: Eukaryota; Fungi; Ascomycota; Pichiomycetes; Serinales; Debaryomycetaceae
Source: the annotation of a GenBank genome assembly
AUGGGAUACCCGCACAACUUCAAGAUUGCCACGAGGCAACUAACCAAGAACAUCUUGCUUGCGUCAACUGCAUUUUCGGUAUUCAAUGUCAUCAAUUUAGGUGCCCGCAUGGCUGUUUUCAAGUUCUCCACCACUGGCGCCCCCGUCAACAGCGCGGAAGCAGAUGCAUCUGAAACGGCACCCGCCUCGGGCAAAGCUGUAAUCUGGAGCCCCUUGCCUUACUCGCCGCAAGUGUUGGACGUCCUUAAAGACUUUUUAGGAGCUUCGUCGGAAGCAGACUUGGAUAUCGCGUAUAUCAUUGUGCCCGAUCGAGAACACAAUUUGAAUGCGUCCAAAUACAAGGAGAAAUUCCCCCAUGUCAAAAUCAUUGGCCCGGAAAAGAUCAAAAAAGUCGAGUUGGACAUUACCUUUACUGAAAAGGAGGGUAACAAGUUGAUAUCUGGUGGAUCCUUAGCGCAAUUGGUGGAUGGUGACCGCGUGAUUGUCGAUAACUUUGAGUUUGUCUAUUUGCCCCACCACUUUAACUCGGAGUUGGUCAUGUUUGAAAAGUCAAGCAGGGCCAUCUUUGAAGCGGACUUGCUAAUGAAUCUCGGAGUCAAUGAGCCCUUGGAGCAGUUCUCGCCCGCGACGGGGUAUGCUGAAACUUACAACCCGCAUGCGUGGUUUUCGUAUCUUACGAGAUAUAUGCAGCCAUAUUCCAAAGUUGGCAACUAUAUCCUCAACAAGGUGGUGAAUCGAACAAAGAGCCAGAGGGGCUUGGAAGCGAUUGCCGCGUGGGCGUUUGAUACAAUUGUUGUUUGUCACGGCAAUAUUAUCACCAAGGAUGCAAAAGGGGCGUUUAAGCACGCUCUUCUUAGUUGA